UCCAAAAACGGCAAACUCACAUUAUUGAAGCUUAUUCAACAUAACAAACAACAUAAAUAUCACAUACAAUCAUCCAUCCAUCCAUCCUCAAUCACACAACAAACCUUAGCAAAAAAAUAAUAAAAAUGGAACUCACUUGGUUUUGGCUCACUCUCCUAGCCAUUUUAGCCUCUUCUUUGGUUUCAUCGCUGAUGAAACUAAAGAAGAAGCUCCCGCCGGGCCCAAAAGGCCUCCCUAUUCUUGGCCAUCUACACAUGAUAGGCAAAAAUCCCCACCAAGACCUCCACCGGAUCGCCAAAGCCCACGGCCCAAUCAUGUACAUGCGAUUCGGGUCCAUCCCAAACGUCGUCGUCUCAUCUCCCGAGGCGGCCGAGCUCUUCCUCAAGACGCAUGACCUUGUCUUCGCCAGCCGGCCCCCCACCGAGGCUGCCAAGUACAUGACGUGGGACCAGAGCGACGUCCUGUUUGGCGCCUACGGCCCGUAUUGGCGAAACAUGCGGAAACUAUGCACUCUAGAGCUUCUCAGCACGCACAAAACCAACUCCUUUAAGCCCAUGAGAAGGGAGGAGAUUUCCCUCUUCGUCGAGUCGCUCAGGGAGGCGUCUGGGCCGGUCGAUCUCAGCGCGAUGGUGUCGUCCGUUAGCGUGAACAUGAGCUGCAGAUUGGUGUUUGGGAAAAAAUAUGAGGAGAAGGACAUUGAUGAGAGAGGGUUCAAGGCUUUGAUCAAGGAAGGGAUGAGACUGGUGAGUGCUCCAAAUGUGGCUGAUUUGUUUCCUUUUCUCGGAGUUUUUGAUCUCCAGGGGCUGAGGCGGAAGAUGAAGGCGUACGCGAAGGUCUUCGAUGGUUUCUUUGAGAAAGUCAUCGAAGACCAUCUCCGAGAAGGGGAUCGCCCUGGCCAGGCGAAGGACAUUGUCGAUACAAUGAUGUCGAUUAUGCAGAGUGGGGAUUCUGAGUUCAAAUUCGACCGGCGCCAUGUCAAGGCCAUUAUGCUGGACAUGUUGCUAGGGGCAAUGGACUCACCAUCAUCAACAGUGGAGUGGAUACUCACAGAGCUGUUGAGGAAUCCAGCAGUGAUGAAGAAGCUACAGAGGGAGAUGGAGCAAGUGGUGGGAUUGGAUCGGAUGGUUGAGGAGGCUGACCUCGACCGGCUCGAGUAUCUCGACAUGGUUGUGAAGGAGACCUUCAGGCUGCAUCCAGUGGCUCCGUUGUUGAUUCCUCACUAUGCAAGGGAAGAUAGCAAGGUGAAUGGCUACGACAUACCAAAGGAGUCGAGGAUAAUCAUCAACACGUACGCGAUUGGGCGCGAUCCGAGUGUGUGGAGUGAUCCGGAGAUGUUUGUUCCGGAGAGGUUUCGUGGGAGUGAGAUUGAUGUUUGGGGGCAUCAUUUCCAGCUCCUUCCGUUUGGCGCGGGGAGGAGAGGCUGCCCCGGGAUUCAGCUCGGGCUUAUCCAUGUUCGACUCAUCGUUGCGCAGUUGGUCCAUUGCUUUGAUUGGAAGCUGCCUAAUGAUAUGUCUCCAAUGGAUCUUGAUAUGAAUGAGGAGUUUGGUGUUUCUCUUACAAGGGCUAAUCAUCUCAUGGCUGUCCCUAUCUUUCGAUUGAAGAUGUAGCUUUUGAUGCAAACUUGUAAGAAUUUGUGAUAAAUGAGGCGAUAAGGCAAACGUCCACAUUUUCUUGAAAAUUAUGUAGGAUUGUUUCCUUAUCUUAUCUUUAUU
Salvia splendens (bonfire salvia) is the source of this 1712-nucleotide messenger RNA. Its product is annotated as cytochrome P450 71AU50-like. The record is from RefSeq and is a predicted model, not a curated record. The coding region runs from base 126 to 1607 and encodes 493 amino acids. Gene Ontology annotation, molecular function: monooxygenase activity; oxidoreductase activity, acting on paired donors, with incorporation or reduction of molecular oxygen; iron ion binding. The transcript is spliced from 2 exons. NCBI's taxonomy places the organism in Eukaryota, Viridiplantae, Streptophyta, Magnoliopsida, Lamiales, Lamiaceae.